Molecule: messenger RNA, 1420 nt
Organism: Gaeumannomyces tritici R3-111a-1
Lineage: Eukaryota; Fungi; Ascomycota; Sordariomycetes; Magnaporthales; Magnaporthaceae
Exons: 2
Biological process (GO): translational termination
Molecular function (GO): translation release factor activity
Source: RefSeq, a predicted model, not a curated record
UGAUGAGGUCAGAGCAGGGAGAAAAAAAGUCAAAUGCAAAAAGGCCAGUAGAGCCUAAGCAGGAGGCCAAACGUGAAUGCGGGAUCAUGUUGUUGGCGCAAUGGGUUUGCCGACGAUGUCUCAGAUCGUCGCCGCGGCCUACAUUUCUCCAGCUAAUCCGUAAAGCUAGCACGGCAACCGAAGGAAAUGGAGGCCUCCCCCAAAUCCUCCUCCUCCGCGCCCGGACGCUCGCGGCUGAGCAUGUGCAGCUAAAGGCCGCGCUAGAGUCGGGCUUCGAGGCGACCAAGGCCAAGCGCGCGGGCGAGAUCGCGAGCGUGGCGGCCGCGCUCGGGGCCUGGGAGAAGGCGCGCGCCAGCAUCGGCGAGCUCGAGGCGCUGGUGGCGUCGCCGGCCGAGGACCCCGAGAUGCGCGACCUGGCGCGCGACGAGCUCGAGACGACGCGCGCCGAACUCGACGCCCUGGGCGGCCGCCUGUCGGCCGCCCUGACCCCGAGGCACCCCUUCGCCGACAUGCCGUGCCUGAUCGAGCUGCGGCCCGGCCCGGGCGGGAUGGAGGGCCGCUUCUUCGCGGACCAGCUGUUCCGCAUGUACCAGAACGUGUGCGUGCGCCGGGGCUACCGCAGCCGCGUGGUGUCGUACGAGCUCGCCGAGGGCGCGGGCGACAUGAAGGGCUCCGACGGCGAGAUGCCGCUGCAGGAGGCCAUCCUGGAGGUGCAGCACGGCGGGGCCUACGACGUGUUCCGCGGCGAGUCGGGCAUGCACCGCGUGCAGCGCGUGCCGGCGACGGAGAAGCAGGGGCGCACCCACACGAGCGCCGUCGCCGUCUGGGUGCUGCCGUCGUUCCCCGAGGCGGGCGAGGCGGGCGACGACUCGUCGUCGGCCGACCUGGACGACCCCAACAGCGACCUCUACGUCGACCCGACCGAGGUCCGCACCGAGACGAUGCGGGCGCGCGGCGCGGGCGGGCAGCACGUCAACAAGACCGAGUCGGCCAUCCGGCUGACGCACCUACCGUCGGGCACCGUGGUGAGCAUGCAGGACUCGCGGUCGCAGCAGCGCAACCGCGAGGAGGCGUGGAAGAUCCUGCGGUCGCGCGUGGCGGCCCAGCGGCGCGAGCAGCGUGAGGAGCAGGCGGCCAGCAUGCGCAGCAGCGUGCUCUCCAAGGACCGCAUCACGCGCGGCGACAAGAUCCGCACCUACAACUACAGCCAGGACCGCGUCACGGACCACCGCAGCGGCGUCGAUGCUCACAACCUGCCCGACGCCGUCCAGGGCGGGCCCUCCAUCGACCGCAUCCUCGACAGCGCGCGAGAGUAUAUGAUGGGCAAGGACUUGCGCAUGCUCGUCGCCGACGAGGAGGCUGCCGCCGCCGCGGCUACCGCCGGCCAGAGUGGCGGGAAGGGCAAAAAGUAGCCGGGCCG